Molecule: messenger RNA, 390 nt
Organism: Babesia bovis T2Bo
Lineage: Eukaryota; Apicomplexa; Aconoidasida; Piroplasmida; Babesiidae
Exons: 2
Coding region: 3-332 (109 amino acids)
Source: RefSeq, a predicted model, not a curated record
AAAUGGCUAAAAAAAAUCAUCGUACCGCUAUACAGAAGCGGUAUAAUAUCGUUAAGAAACAGAUGAUGGACGAACAGCGCAGACGCGCGGAGAGAAAUCGUCUUAAACAGCUAUGCCACGGCAUCACAGAUCAACUGCGUUCAAUUAGUGUCGACCGUAGUAAAGAAGCUGUAUCGGAUAACUACCCACAGGAAGUAGUAAUGGCAGUGGCAAAGCCACAAAGAAGAGGAUGUAAUCUAAUCAGGGACCACCCAGAUGAACAUGUAGUAACGGCAAGACGCAAGAAAGUAUUGAAACAAGCUAUGAAACGACGACGUAAAAUAGGAACAUAAACAAUAUCGCAAUGUCUAUACCCUAUGCAAUAUUAUGCUGUGCUAGAUACAGUUUGAG